This is a messenger RNA of Dibothriocephalus latus, 957 nucleotides long. Lineage: Eukaryota; Metazoa; Platyhelminthes; Cestoda; Diphyllobothriidea; Diphyllobothriidae. The record is from the annotation of a GenBank genome assembly.
AUUGCCUGGCAGAGCGAUGUCGACGACGACGACGGGCUUUCUCGCCAUCAACCACCUUUCCUCGCGUGCGCUUCAAGUCGACUCUACUGCCCAGCUAGUGUGUGUGCUUUUUGCCUGCGUUUUUGCCUCGCUCGUCUUCGCUCAGGGGAUGUGUCAAAUGUCAGACCGCCGCACUCUGCGCCUCUGGUUGUCCGGUCCGGCUCCGAUCUCGUGGACUGGCUGUACGCCCACAUUGAAGGCUUCACCGACAGGCGCGAUGUACGGCGGUAUGCUUCCAAUCUGCUCAAGUACGGCUUCAUUCAACACACUGUGAAUAAGUCGACCUUUUCGGAACAGUGCUACUACGUCUUCACUGACAUGAAUUCCACCAAGAAGACGUUAAAACUAAACCAAAAGAGGGAAACCAGAGUGGAACUAGAAAACGCAUAUGCUGAGAUUGAUCGCCUUCGCAGACUUCUGAGUUGCAGUGUGCUACCACAACAAAGCGCGGACCUCGGCAACGGUGGUGAGGGUUUUGGACAGCGGAACCGCUGCAGGACGACAAAGAAUGCACAAAACGACAAGUUUCAAAAUGCUCGCCUCACCGCUCUGACUAAGGCUAUUCGAGCCCUUCACAGGGAGAAGGAAGCCGUGAGUCAACUGAACAACGAACUCCUCAGGCAGCUUCAAAAAUGUAAACAGUGCUGUCCAAAAACCGAACGCACUGGACGUCGAAGGCCUUCCGGGAAUUCACUACCCGCUGGAACUGUCAUCGCUACGCCCAUCAAUGCACCAAAAGCUGAUGCGGCUACAGAAAGAGGUACCAACCACAGAGAAGAUCGCUCACCGGUGGAGCCGUACAUCGAUGCAGUGGAGGCCGAUGACAUGCAGAUUCGUUUCGGAGAUUUAGAAAGGAGGAACCAAUACCUGGAGAAGCAGAAGCAAGAACUUGAAGCCAGCUACUCGAAUAUGCUGUAA